This is a messenger RNA of Musca vetustissima, 829 nucleotides long. RefSeq lists its product as uncharacterized. The coding region runs from base 1 to 810 and encodes 269 amino acids. The transcript has 2 exons. Gene Ontology annotation, cellular component: nucleolus. Gene Ontology annotation, biological process: small-subunit processome assembly; endonucleolytic cleavage to generate mature 5'-end of SSU-rRNA from (SSU-rRNA, 5.8S rRNA, LSU-rRNA); endonucleolytic cleavage in 5'-ETS of tricistronic rRNA transcript (SSU-rRNA, 5.8S rRNA, LSU-rRNA). The record is from RefSeq and is a predicted model, not a curated record. Gene Ontology annotation, molecular function: RNA binding. Lineage: Eukaryota; Metazoa; Arthropoda; Insecta; Diptera; Muscidae.
AUGGCAGUAAAACCGAAGAAACAAAAGAAAAUUAAAAAAUCCCCCAAAGUACCGCCAAAAGUGAUCAAUGAAGAUGUGGAAAUGUCCGGCAGUGAUGAGGCUGAGGAGAAUGAAGAGGUUUCCAACAAAAACACAAACAACAAGCAGGAUUCUGAACACCAAGUAGCCAGUGAUGACCACGAGGAUGAUGGUACUGGUUUGGCAAUUGAAAGUCCUGCAGAGGAUAAUGACGAGGACGAUGAUGAUAUGGAUUUGGCCAAUUUCCAACCCGGUGAAGAUAAACCCAAAAAGAAACGUAAAAAGGGCAUUAUUUAUAUUUCCAAUAUACCCAAACAUAUGAAUGUUACACGUAUACGGGAGAUUUUGGGUGAAUAUGGUAAAAUUGGCAGAGUCUAUUUGCAACCUGAAAAACUGCCAGGAAGCGACGACAAAAAGAAGAAGAAAAAACGCAAACCCUUUGCCCGCCACUUCACCGAAGGUUGGGUGGAAUUUGAAUCGAAACGUAUCGCCAAACAAAUUGUCCCCCUGCUGAAUAAUAAACAAAUAUCGACCCGCAAGAAAUCACAAUUUUACGAUUAUAUUUGGAGUAUGAAAUAUUUACCACGUUUCAAAUGGUGCCAUCUCACGGAACGUAUGAAUUAUGAGGCUGCCGUGCAUAAACAACGCCUUAUGGCUGAGGUGUCACAGGCCCGCAAGGAGACCACAUUCUUCCAAAAUAAUCUGGAUAAAAGUGAAUUUAUUAAGAAAAAGGAGAAACAAAUGAAAAAAUUAGAAGAUAAGAAGAAUGCAAAUAAAGUGUCUGUGGCGUAAGCUAAGUGUAAAUAUUGAA